This is a messenger RNA of Capronia epimyces CBS 606.96, 798 nucleotides long. RefSeq lists its product as uncharacterized. The transcript has a single exon. The record is from RefSeq and is a predicted model, not a curated record. Lineage: Eukaryota; Fungi; Ascomycota; Eurotiomycetes; Chaetothyriales; Herpotrichiellaceae. Gene Ontology annotation, cellular component: nucleus; cytoplasm. The coding region runs from base 1 to 798 and encodes 265 amino acids. Gene Ontology annotation, biological process: secondary metabolite biosynthetic process.
AUGACAUCAACGUCGAAGUCAACCUCGACAGCGACGGUACCCCGGUCGACACGGCCGACGCACGACAGCAGCGGGGCGCUAUUGCCGGCGAUCCUCUGCCUGCACGGCGGCGGGUCGAACGCGACGGUAUUCAAGAUCCAGGCACGACGGUUGAUUUGGACGCUGGAGAAACAGUUCCGAUUCGUGUUCGCCGAGGCGGAGAUCGAGGGCACGCCCGGGUUCGGGAUGCUGCCGGUGUUCGCGUCGUGCGCGCCCUUCUACCGCUGGGUGAGCCGGCGGUUCGUGGCGGGCGAGAGCGAGGUGGAAGCGACGCCUGGCGACGAAGCGGCCGCGGUGGACGAGGCGUUGCGGCGAGUCAUGGAGGCCAACGGCGGAGUCGACUCGUUCAAGGCCGUGCUGGGCUUCAGCCAGGGCGCGCGGCUGGCGGCUGGCCUGUUGCUGCGGCAGAAGAUCGAGGAGCGCGACCUCGGCCGGAGUCAAUGGAACUUUGCGUUCGGCGUCAUGUUGGGCGGCCCGUACCCGCCCAUCGCCCUCUCCGAGCACGUCGACCCGGCCGAUUACGCCCUUCUCCCGACCGUGCCGACCGUGCAUGCUUGGGGCCGCGAUGACCACGUCAGGGAUGGCUGUGCCGCUCUCGUCAAGCUGUUCGACAGCGACCAUUGCUUCUCCAUGCAGUACGACGGCGGUCAUCAUCUGCCCUUGAAGGACGUCGAGGCCAAAGACCUGUGUGAUUUGAUCAUGGCCGCCUGGUAUGCUGGGGGAGGCCGGUUUGAUAUUGCCGCAGACGAGAGGUACUAG